This is a messenger RNA of Baudoinia panamericana UAMH 10762, 1031 nucleotides long. RefSeq lists its product as uncharacterized. Lineage: Eukaryota; Fungi; Ascomycota; Dothideomycetes; Mycosphaerellales; Teratosphaeriaceae. The transcript is spliced from 2 exons. The coding region runs from base 107 to 787 and encodes 226 amino acids. The record is from RefSeq and is a predicted model, not a curated record.
CAAUUCAAACUUGCGCGAGGAGUGGACCGUCCUUGAACUUUCAUGUCAGCGGCAGUGACUGCAGGAGCACCUUUCAACGAACGGAUAGACACCAUCAAUCCUCAAGAUGACCGCCGCCAAAGACUCCGACUCCGACGCCGGCAGUGACCACCAGCACUGGGCGGACGACGAUGAAUAUAUCAAGCAAGCGGUCAUCGCCGCGCCAGGCUACGACUCCCACAAUGGACUUCGCUCUCACACUUACUACCCAUCCCAGCCCAUCACUCAGGUCUCACCCAAAUUCACCCCGGCGCCUCCAGUCUACUACCCGCCGUAUCCGCAGCCCAUAGCUUACCAACCGUACCAGGCUGCAGCCCAGUACGGCUUCAUUGCGCCGCCACCACACCCAGCAGCCGCCUACCCAACCCCGGCAUACUACACUUACGCUGUGCCUCCACAGCCGCAGCAGCCUCAGCCGAUGUCGAAUUACUAUAUCUAUCAGCCCGCCUACUCGGCCCCGGCUGUGGCUCCGAUUCAGGGCAAUGUCUGGACCGGCCGCACCAAGGCACAGGUUGAGGAAGACAACAUGAAGAUUGCCGCCAAGGAAGGCGCGAACGACAAGCGCAAGAUCGUGCCUACCGAUAUAAAGGAUGAUCAGAUGUGCUGGUGUGUUGAGCUGGAUGGAAGUCACACGCUGCGCACGUUCAUCAGUAUUAAAGAGCUCAAGGGCGAGUGGAAGAAGGACCCGCGCUUUCAGGAUUCGUACUACUUCCUCCGCGUUGAGGAGGAAGCAAAGAAGAAGGAUUGACUAGAGCUGUCAAGGCGUUUUCGAGUCUGCCAUGUUUGAAAAUCAGCAGCUGUAGCUCAGCAUGCUUCUGCGAGGCGGCAAGGGGAGCAAUGCGAUGAGGCCACGUUGGCCACUGGUGGUUUUUGAUCGCUGACGACUCGACGGAACUGCGCUUUGAUUCAUGACUGCUGCCUAGAGCUUGCAGGCUCUGCAUUCCGUGGCAGCUCGGUCCGCGUAGUAGCUUCACUGCCAUAAAUUGAGCGAC